Thamnophis sirtalis is the source of this 927-nucleotide messenger RNA. Lineage: Eukaryota; Metazoa; Chordata; Lepidosauria; Squamata; Natricidae. The record is from RefSeq and is a predicted model, not a curated record.
UUAGAUCUCAUCUCACAAUGUGCCAGGCCUCCUUGCAGUUCACCUUUCUUCUCCUUCUCACAAUGGAAACACACCCUGCGGGGCUGGCUCCCUCUGGCAGCCGAGGCAGCUCCACCGGGAAGUCAGUGUGCCAGCGCCCAGCCAGACCCGUCCAGCCUUCGCCCUCCGCCCGGGAGCCCCAGAGCAGCAAAGGAAUCCCCCGUCACCCGAAUCCUUAAAGCAGGGCUCUCCCACUGUGGCAGCUUCCAGACUUCUGGAUGCUUCCUUCCUAGGUACCCGCUGGCCACCUUCUUCCACCUCUUCUUCCGCGUGAGUGCCAUCGUGACCUACCUCUUCUGCGACUGGUUCAGCAAAAGCUUCAUUGCCUGCUUCCUCCUCAUCCUCCUCCUCCUCUCCUUUGACUUCUGGUCUGUGAAGGUAGGCCUUCUGCUGGGCUCUGCCCAAGAUGCCCCGCUGGGUUACCUUGGCCCUUCACGAUGCCAAGGAAGACGGGCGGCCACUAAGCUCCCUUCUCAGCUUCAUAAAACCUUUUGUUGGCGGGCAGAUAAAAGUGGCACCAAGGAAGUAAACAUGGCAUUUGCUUUAUUGGCUGCUAGUUUGUUAUUUAACAACGCCAAUUAUGGAAAAGGAACUUUGUUCUCCGCACUGGGGAUCACCGGCAUCUGUCUCCAGGCGGCUAACCUUUACGGCUACGUCCACUGUAAACUCGGGGGCGCCUCCCAAACCAUCCGCAAAGUCGCCCCCCACUUCCCGGCCCAGGAGAUAUUCCAGAAGGUGAGCGGGAGAGCCCCCUACCCCGACUCUGGGGGUGAAGCCUCAUCGGUGGGGAUGAAGAGUGGAUUGCUGGGGUUUCCACCUCUUUGGCAACCAGCCUCCUUUUAUUGCUCCUGCAGGAACGAUCGGAGGACUUCCAAAAACACCUCCUGA